Messenger RNA from Fulmarus glacialis (Northern fulmar), 701 nucleotides. Its product is annotated as ribosomal RNA processing protein 1 homolog B-like. Bases 138 to 401 code for a protein of 87 amino acids. Lineage: Eukaryota; Metazoa; Chordata; Aves; Procellariiformes; Procellariidae. The record is from RefSeq and is a predicted model, not a curated record. The transcript is spliced from 3 exons.
GCAGCGCUGCUCUAUCACCAUUAAAGAAAAAGAAAGCAAAACCAGGAAGUGAUUUUGUAAAAUUUGAAAAAUCAACUUUACCAAAGCCAGUAUUCUUCAGGAAAGCCAGGAGUGCCAUCACUUCCACCAGGGCAUCCAUGCAGCUGAACAAGCUGCAGUCGUCCAGCUCCAAAAAAGUCACAUUUGGCUUGAAUAAAAACAUGACUGCUGAAUUUAAAAAGACUGACAAAAGUAUAUUAGUGAGCCCAGAAGGACCCUCCCGUGUGGCUUUCAAUCCUGAACAGAAACCCCGUCAUGGGGUGCUGAAGUCACCCACAGGUACCCCAGCAGGAGAACCUCAAGUGAAGAAACCAUUUACUAUAUCAGCUAAGAAGAGACCAACUGCUAUGGACUUCUUUUAAACCAACAGAUGUGGCCUACUUUUGUACAGGACAUUUUGCUAACCUAGAAUGUUCUCUGGACGUAUUUUAAACUUCUUUAUUUUUUUAAGUUAAUAUGAAUUGUAUAUACAAAAUUCUGAUUGUGACCUGGGUCGUCUCUAUUUUGACACCAUUUCAGCUGUAUCUUGAAAUACUUGUUUUGUCUAUUUACAGAAAAGAAACAAAAUCCAAUCUCUGCUCAGGUUUGAUCUACAAAAAGUAUGGUCUCUGCCCCUGUCAUUCCCGAGAGACGUGUUCAUUUAAUUAGGCAAUGUUCAGGGU